AUGGUUAUUGACAGUGUUGACGACAACUCUCACACCCCGAGGACGGCCCCCACGACCAUCACAGCCAGCAGCAGCAUCACCAGCGGUACAGCUAGCAGCAUCACCAGCGGUACAGCCAGCUGCAGCAUCACCAGCGGUGCAGCCAGCAGCAUCACCAGUGGUACAACCAGCAGCAGCAUCCCCAGCGGUACAGCCAGCAGCAGGAUCCCCAGCGGUACAGCUAGCAGCAGCAUCACCGGCGGUACAUCCAGCAGCAGCAUCACCAGCGGUACAGCUCCCAGCAACAUCCCCAGCGGUACAGCCAGCAGCAUCCCCAGCGGUACAGCCAGCAGCAGCAUCACCAGCGGUACAGCUCCCAGCAGCAUCCCCAGCGGUACAGCCAGCAGCAGCAUCACCAGCGGUACAGCUCCCAGCAGCAUCCCCAGCGUUACAGCCAGCAGCAGCAUCACCAGUGGUACAGCUCCCAGCAGCAUCACCAGCGGUACAGCUAGCAGCAGCAUCACCAGCGAUACAGCUAGCAGCAGCAUCACCAGCGGUACAGCUAGCAGCAGCAUCACCAGCGGUACAGCCAGCAGCAGCAUCACCGGCGUUACAGCCAGCAGCAGCAUUACCAGCGGUACAGCUAGCAGCAGCAUCACUAGCGGUGGACACGGCGGGGACUAUCCUGUGUCAGGUGGACACGGCGAGGACUAUCCUGUGUCAGGUGGACACGGCGAGGACUAUCCUGUGUCAGGUGGACACGGCGAGGACUAUCCUGUGUCAGGUGGACACGGCGAGGACUAUCCUGUGUCAGGUGGACACGGCGAGGACUAUCCUGUGUUAGGUGGACACGGCGAGGACUAUCCUGUGUUAGGUGGACACGGCAGGGUCUAUCCUGUGUUAGGUGGACACGGCGAGGACUAUCCUGUGUCAGGUGGACACGGCAGGGACUAUCCUGUGUCAGGUGGACACGGCAGGGACUAUCCUGUGUUAGGUGGACACGGCAGGGCCUAUCCUGUGUCAGGUGGACACGGCGGGGACUAUCCUGUGUCAGGUGGACACGGCGAGGACUAUCCUGUGUCAGGUGGACACGGCAGGGACUAUCCUGUACAAGGUGGACACGGCAGGGCCUAUCCUGUGUCAGGUGGACACGGCGAGGACUAUCCUGUGUUAGGUGGACACGGCGAGGACUAUCCUGUGUUAGGUGGACACGGCGAGGACUAUCCUGUGUUAGGUGGACACGGCAGGGACUAUCCUGUGUCAGGUGGACACGGCGAGGACUAUCCUGUGUCAGGUGGACACGGCGAGGACUAUCCUGUGUCAGGUGGACACGGCGAGGACUAUCCUGUGUCAAGUGGACACGGCAGGGACUAUUCUGUGUUAGGUGGACACGGCAGGGACUAUCCUGUGUCAGGUGGACACGGCGAGGACUACCCUGUGUCAGGUGGACACGGCGAGGACUAUCCUGUGUCAGGUGGACACGGCGAGGACUAUCCUGUGUUAGGUGGACACGGCAGGGACUAUCCUGUGUUAGGUGGACACGGCAGGGACUAUCCUGUGUCAGGUGGACACGGCAGGGACUAUCCUGUGUCAGGUGGACACGGCGAGGACUAUCCUGUGUCAGGUGGACACGGCGAGGACUAUCCUGUGUCAGGUGGACACGGCGAGGACUAUCAUGUGUCAGAAGCAGUAAUGCCGCUGUUACCAGUUAUGAAUGUUACAGAAGUCUGUAACGUAAGUCUUUAA
Procambarus clarkii (red swamp crayfish) is the source of this 1725-nucleotide messenger RNA. The record is from RefSeq and is a predicted model, not a curated record. Lineage: Eukaryota; Metazoa; Arthropoda; Malacostraca; Decapoda; Cambaridae.